AUGGGAGAUUAUUCAAAAGCACUUUCCUACUAUGAACAGACACUUCAAAUUAGGGAGAAAAUUCUUCCAUCUAAUCAUCCAUCACAUGCUGAAACGUAUAAUAAUAUUGGUUCAGUAUAUCAAGAUAUGGGAGAUUAUUCCAAAGCGCUCUCAUUCUAUGAAAAAACACUUCAAAUUAGGGAGAAAACUCUUCCACCUAAUCAUCCAGAUAUAGCUAUUACAUAUAACAAAAUUGGCUUAAUAUAUAAUAGUAUGGAAGAGUAUUCAAAAGCGCUUUCUUAUUAUGAAAAGACACUUAAAAUUCAGCAAAAAUCUCUACCUUCAAUUCAUCCAGCAUUGGCUGAUACAUAUAACAAUAUAGGACGAGUGCAUAGUUCAAUGAAUGAUUACUUGAAUACUAUCUCAUAUUAUAAAAAGGCACUUAAAAUUCAGCAAGCAGUUCUUCCAUUUAAUCAUCCAUCAUUAGCAACUACUUACAAUAAUAUUGGCCGAGCACAUGCUGCUAGAGAACAGUACUCAUUUGCACUCCAAUAUUACCAAGAUGCUCUUAAAAUUCAAGAGAACGCUCUUCCUUCAAAUCAUCCUUCAUUGGCUGAGACAUAUAACAAUGUUGGAGAAAUGUAUCGACUAACAGGAGAUUGCUUAGCUGCACAACAAUAUUAUGAUAAAACGCUUAAAAUUCAAGAAGAAGUACUUCCCCCAAAUCAUCCAUCCCUAGCUACGACAUACAGUAAUAUAGGUCAAGUAUAUUACUCUAUGAAGAAAUAUGAAAGAGCACUGUCAUACGUGGAGAAAACACUUAAAAUACAAUCAAAAUCAUUUCCAUCGAAUCAUCCAUCAAUCGCUAUGAGUUAUUACAGCAUGGCAACAAUACUGGAAGAACUUCAUCGAUAUAAAGAGGCUGUUACACAUAUGUCACAAGCAGUUAAUAUUAUUUCUCAUAGCAUGGAGCCUAAUUAUUUGCAAGCAGAAAAAUAUCAACAAUAUCUCAAUGAACUCUUGGCUAUAAGCAGUGAUGAAAAACUGCAUAAGAAAACACUUAGAGAACAGUAA
Rotaria sp. Silwood1 is the source of this 1053-nucleotide messenger RNA. NCBI's taxonomy places the organism in Eukaryota, Metazoa, Rotifera, Eurotatoria, Philodinida, Philodinidae. The record is from the annotation of a GenBank genome assembly.